CUGCCAUUCUGGCAUUACGUCAAUGGUGGAGGUCUCAUUGGUUUGGGAGGAGUUGCUGUGACCGCCAUUGCUUACGACUCUCCUCGUCGUAUUACGGGAACGUAGUGAGAAUCCCGAAUUUAUCCGCAUUCCUCCCCCCCGUGGCGCGUGUCGUGGCCGAGAAGAGCCGUUUACUUCCGGGUGUAUAGAUCUCGUUCGCGCGGACCACAGACGGAUCCCGAUCAGCCGACGCGUUCCUCAGCGUAGCAUGUCCACGAUGAAUCCCGAGUACGAUUAUUUGUUUAAAUUGCUUCUAAUCGGAGAUUCUGGCGUUGGAAAGUCCUGUCUCUUGUUGCGCUUUGCCGAUGACACAUACACGGAAAGUUACAUCAGCACGAUCGGCGUGGAUUUCAAGAUUCGAACUAUCGAUCUAGAUGGAAAGACGAUAAAGUUACAAAUCUGGGAUACAGCGGGUCAAGAACGGUUCAGAACAAUCACGAGUUCUUAUUAUCGAGGUGCACACGGUAUUAUUGUUGUUUACGACUGCACAGAUCAGGAGACUUUUAACAAUGUAAAACAGUGGUUGGAAGAAAUCGAUCGUUACGCCUGUGAUAACGUCAAUAAGCUGCUAGUCGGCAAUAAAUGUGAUCUACAUACUAAAAAAGUAGUGGAUUAUACAACGGCCAAGGAAUACGCUGAUCAACUCGGUAUACCAUUUUUGGAAACGUCCGCGAAGAACGCGAUGAAUGUAGAGCAAGCUUUUAUGACAAUGGCCGCGGAAAUAAAACUCAGAGUGGGCCCACCGUCGAGCGGAGCGAGCGAUCCGGCCAACAAGGUGAAGAUAGAGCACGGGCGUCCAAUCGAAUCUUCUAAAUCUGGAUGCUGCUGAGAACUGUAAUCGUGCGUCUUGUUUAACCAAAAACAUCUCUAAUGUGGUUGCGGUCCGGGUACUGCAAAAAUUAAACUUAUUACCGCAAGUAUAAGAACGAUACAUGGAAGUUUUAGUUUACUCCAACAGCAAAAAAAAAAAACAAAAGAAGGGAUAAAAGAAUCUAACACACACACUCAUGGACCACCAACUCUUCCUCGGAGUUGUACGAAAAAGAAAAAGAGAACUCAUGUCCGCCUGCCCUAAAAUUUUACGUUUUUCUGUAGUUAUCUUUCUUUCCAAAGAAGAAAAGACGAUGGUUAAUCAACGCCAUUUUCUAGUAUAAAGUUCGACCUUAGAUAAAUUUGUCGAAUUAGUAUUGAGUAACGUCGAGCGAGAGAGUGUAGGUGUGCGUGUAAUGAGGGGUGGGAGGGGAGGACAACUCGGGGUCUUGAGGGAAGUAAAUUGAAUUAAUACUGCGUACGGUGGUUACUACUUGAUAAGCACUUUAAUUUUUUUUCUUUUUUAGCCUAAUUGUAAUAUGUACAAUAGAGAUAUGUGUUUUGGCUCUACGGCCAAUUUCUAUUCCUCUAUACAAAUAAUCCAAAUGACGUUUUCUCAUGUUCUUUGUUUCGUUCUCUAUUUUGUUCUUCUAGAUGCGCAAGAGGGCUAGGUCAUUGUUUUUCUUUCCCUAGUGAAAUUCCGCACAAGCAACGCGAUACCCCCCUUUCCUUUCUCACUGCUCGUUUUAUACGUAUGUAUAAUAUAUAUACUUAUCGUGUAUAUUAUACAUAUGUGUAUAUAUAUAUAGUGUAAUUUAAUAACAAUAAAUAUUUCAAUGCUAACUCGGAGCGCAUACGUGGCGUACUUUAUACAUAUAUAUAAAAAUAUACAUAUAUAUAUAUAUUUUACAUAUAUAUGUACAAUGUAUCUGAGAGAUGUGCCGCUCGCGUGGGCCCCCAGAGCCAAACGACGGAGCGGCGAAGUCUCCGUUUUGCGUUUACCUAAAUUUUAUCGCUUAUCCUCGUCGUGCUUUCUGUUUUUACACACGGUUCAAAAUGCGAUCCGAGAGUCUACAACAAAAAAAAAAAAAAAAAGAAAAAAAACUGCGAAAUCUGCGAAACCAGCAGCUUCGAUCGAGCGGAAGAAAAAAAGCGAGGAUAUUUUAUACGAGUUAAGAGAUAUUACAGUUACAUGUAAUCCAAAAAUAAUAAAAAAAAAUCGUAGCUUUGUAUCGUGAUGAAAGGGCUAUUUGUGACGGGUAUACGAUAUAAUGGCAUUUCGAAAAGUUACAGAUAUAGUAACUGUAAUUAUAUAUAUAAAAGUACGGAUGAAUAAACAGACUAUCUAAACGGAAA
Molecule: messenger RNA, 2205 nt
Organism: Wasmannia auropunctata (little fire ant)
Lineage: Eukaryota; Metazoa; Arthropoda; Insecta; Hymenoptera; Formicidae
Gene: Rab1
Product: ras-related protein Rab-1A
Exons: 4
Coding region: 248-868 (206 amino acids)
Molecular function (GO): GTPase activity; GTP binding
Source: RefSeq, a predicted model, not a curated record